Messenger RNA from Amphimedon queenslandica, 1363 nucleotides. Its product is annotated as HIV Tat-specific factor 1-like. Gene Ontology annotation, molecular function: RNA binding. The coding region runs from base 121 to 1314 and encodes 397 amino acids. NCBI's taxonomy places the organism in Eukaryota, Metazoa, Porifera, Demospongiae, Haplosclerida, Niphatidae. The record is from RefSeq and is a predicted model, not a curated record. The transcript has 11 exons. Gene Ontology annotation, cellular component: U2 snRNP; U2-type spliceosomal complex. Gene Ontology annotation, biological process: mRNA splicing, via spliceosome.
GUGGUCUAACAAUAAGCAAGAAAAGCAAAGUUGGAAAAACUUUCGAAAAUCCUCUUAUAAAGAAGGAAUCAUCUAUAGCAGUUACAACAAAAGUUAGGGACUCCUCAGCUGCUUGUAAAAAUGGAGGAAGACUUCAAGUAUCAACUGGAGGCACAGAAAGUUGAAGCCUCUAAAAAAGAAGAUGGAGGAUUGGCAACAUACACUGAUCCAACCGAUGGCACUGUUUAUGAAUGGGAUCCAGAAAAGAGGGCAUGGUUCCCAAAAAUUGAUAAUACUUUUCUUGCAAAUUACCAUGCAAGUUAUGGGUUUUAUCAGCCAGAGGAAGAGAAAGAGACUGAGAAAAAAGUUGAAGAGACAGCAUCUGCAAGCAAGACAGAAACAGUUGAAGAGAGAGGAGGAGGAAAAACUGAUGGAACAUCAGAGCCUGAACCAAAAAAGAAGAAAGUUAAUGAGCCAAGUUGGUUUGAUAUUGAUGAGAGCCACAAUACAAAUGUGUAUGUGAGUGGACUACCACUUGACAUAACAUUGGAAGAGUUUGCUGAGCACAUGACAAAAUGUGGCAUUAUAAUGGAGGAUGAUGAUGGAGAUCCUAAAGUCAAGCUUUAUCAUGAUAGUGAUGGGCAGCUCAAAGGAGAUGGGUUGUGUUGCUAUUUGAAAAUUGAAUCAGUUCAACUUGCCCUUGAUUUGUUGGAUGAGAGUGAAAUCAGAGGAAAGAAAUUAUCAGUGAAAAGAGCUCAGUUUCAAAUGAAAGGUGAGUACAAUCCUUCUCUCCGGAAGAAGAAGCAAAACAAAAAGAAAGCCAAAGGAAGCAAACAAGAGAGGCUUUUGGACUGGAAGGAGAGAAAAGGUGAUGGCAAGCCCAAGUUUAAGCACCAAAGAAUAGUCAUUUUUAAGCAUCUCUUUGAUCCAAAAGAAUUUGAAGUUGAUCCUACACUUAUCACUGACAUAAGAGAUGAUUUGAGAGAAGAAUGUUCAAAAUUUGGUGAAGUUAAGAAGGUUCUUGUCUUUGAUAGACAUGUUGAUGGUGUUGCUUCUGUAGCUUUUAAGGAGUUUGAACCAGCAGAGGCGGCCAUUACUGCUAUGAAUGGUCGCUAUUAUGCAGGAAGACAGUUGGAAGUAUUCCUCUGGGAUGGUGUCACUAACUAUCAGAUUGAAGAGACAGACAAGGAGAGGGAACUACGAUUAAAGCAAUGGGAAGAGUAUCUCCAGUCUGGUGCUAGCAAGAGUAAAAAUGAUAAUGGAAAUACAGUUUCUUCAGAGACUACUGGCACUACUGCCACUGAACAAUCUUCAUUUGAUAAUAAUAAUACUUAAAGCUAUGAAUACAUUUUAAAUAUCCUUGCUUGCUAUGGACAUUUCAGUA